CAAAAAGGAACAAACUAUAGUGUGGUGACUUCAUUCGAACCAACGUGUCGAAAUAAAGUGCACAUGCUUUUACAGCUUUUUGUCGUCUCUUAUCUUCUACUCUUAUUUUUAUAUUUUUAGAUCCCCAAAAUAAUCAGAAGUCUAGUAGAGUUCACAAAUUCUCCUCUUACAUUAAAACAAAAAAAAUGGUUGACACUAAUAGAGCAGAAGAGCUCAAGGCCUUUGAUGAAACAAAGGCCGGUGUAAAAGGACUAGUCGAUUCGGGGAUAGUUCAUAUCCCCGAGAUCUUCAUUACACCGGACAUAACAGAAAAUGAAUUCAAUGCUCAGAACCUUGAUGUCAACGUUCAAAUCCCGAUUAUAAAUCUUGAGGACAUAAACAAAGGUGAUUUUCUACGUAGGAAGAUUGUUGAAGAGGUUGGUGAUGCAUGUAAGGCAUGGGGAUUUUUUCAAGUUGUGAACCAUGGUGUGCCUCAACAUGUUAUGGAUGAGAUGAUUAGUGGAGUUAGAAGUUUUAAUGAGCAAUCAAAUGAGAUAAAGAUGAGGUUUUAUUCAAGGGAUAAUUUGAAGAAAGUGAAGUUUAAUAGUAAUUUUGAUCUUUAUUCAUCUAAGGCUGCUAAUUGGAGGGAUACUUUAGCUUGUGUUAUGGCUCCUAAUCCUCCUACUAAUGAUGAAUUACCAGAAGCAUGCAGGGAGGAAUUACUUCAAUAUUCUGAGCAUGUGAAAAAGUUGGGCCACACAAUAUUUGAGUUACUAGCAGAGGCACUUGGGCUGAAGCCCAAUCACUUGUUGGACAUGGAUUGUGCAAAAGGCCAUUUCAUUCUUUGUCAUUACUAUCCACCUUGUCCUGAGCCCAAUAAGACACUUGGAAUCACUAAGCAUACAGAUCCAGAUUUCUUUACCAUUCUUCUACAAGAUCAAAUUGGUGGCCUUCAAAUUUGUCAUCAAAAUCAAUGGAUUGAUAUUCAUCCUGUGACUGGAGCCCUAGUUAUCAAUCUUGGUGACCUUAUGCAGCUUCUAUCAAAUGACAAGUUCACAAGUGCUGAGCAUAGAGUAUUGCCAAAACAAAUUGGACCAAGGAUUUCAGUUGCAUGUUUUUUCACUACUCAAUUUCAGCCAUUUGAUAGGCUUUAUGGACCAAUAAAGGAAUUGUUGUCUCAUGAAAAUCCUGCAUUGUACAAAGAAACGACAGUGAGAGAUUAUGUGUCCUAUUAUAACUCCAAUGGACUUGGAAAUAGCCCUUCACUACUCAAUUUAAGGCUCUAAAUUGCCUAAUUCAGCUCAACCCGUCCAUUUGACACAUGCUUUAGAUAUUGAUUUACCAUCGUUGUUUCAAUAAUAAGUUUGAAAAUAAAUGGAAAGUAGGUAUCUAGUAUCUACUCCUUUAUGAUUUGGUUUUC
Molecule: messenger RNA, 1399 nt
Organism: Capsicum annuum
Lineage: Eukaryota; Viridiplantae; Streptophyta; Magnoliopsida; Solanales; Solanaceae
Product: 1-aminocyclopropane-1-carboxylate oxidase homolog 1
Exons: 3
Coding region: 186-1265 (359 amino acids)
Source: RefSeq, a predicted model, not a curated record